AUGUUUACUCGCGCCAUUCGUCCCUCCGUGAACGCUGCCCGCCGGGUCGCUGUUCCUGCCCCCAGGUAUACUUCUCAACGCACUAACGACCCAGAAGUUCUCGAGCGAGAGAAGCAUAAGAACUUGCGUGGGGAGCAACACUCGCCGCACACUCAUGCCCCAGGAUGGAACGAGGCUCUGGCCUCUGAUUCUGAAGCUGUCAUAAAGGCUGACCAGGCCACUGGCACUCCUCAAGAGAUGGCAUCCUCUACGCUCGAGUACAUGAAGAAACAACACCUGAUACAUGGCCCACUGGGUGCUCUUGCACGCGGAGCGAAGAAGGCCGUCGACGCCCUUGCCGAGGCUGCCGCUACGGACCACGAAGACGUCCAAGGCCAUUUGUCCGAUAAGGGAGCCAGGCUGAACAGGCCCGUCGCGCUUCGAUGA
Messenger RNA from Rhizoctonia solani, 426 nucleotides. RefSeq lists its product as uncharacterized. Lineage: Eukaryota; Fungi; Basidiomycota; Agaricomycetes; Cantharellales; Ceratobasidiaceae. Bases 1 to 426 code for a protein of 141 amino acids. The record is from RefSeq and is a predicted model, not a curated record. The transcript is spliced from 6 exons.